Molecule: messenger RNA, 1482 nt
Organism: Caenorhabditis remanei
Lineage: Eukaryota; Metazoa; Nematoda; Chromadorea; Rhabditida; Rhabditidae
Exons: 4
Coding region: 1-1482 (493 amino acids)
Biological process (GO): xenobiotic metabolic process
Cellular component (GO): intracellular membrane-bounded organelle; cytoplasm
Molecular function (GO): iron ion binding; heme binding; oxidoreductase activity, acting on paired donors, with incorporation or reduction of molecular oxygen, reduced flavin or flavoprotein as one donor, and incorporation of one atom of oxygen
Source: RefSeq, a predicted model, not a curated record
AUGAUUCUCCUUCUAUUUUUCACUAUACUCUUGUCAUGGCUGUUUUAUGAGUUGUACUGGAAACGAAGGGGGUAUCUGGACGGUCCAAUGCCUCUGCCAAUUGUUGGAAAUAUGAUGCCUAUUCUGAAGACGAAGCCGGGAUAUGAGGCUUUCAGGCAGUGGACGAAAGAGUUUGGAGAUGUAUUCACUUUUUGGCUGGGCAGUAAACCCUAUCUAGUGGUGACCUCCUACAAACGGCUCAAGGAAACCUUCAUUCUUGACGGUGAUGUCUACGCGGACAAGGUGCACCAGCCCUUCCAAGAUCAGUUCCGUGGUGGAAACUACGGUGUAAUUGAUACCAAUGGACAUGUUUGGAGUACACAUCGUCGCUUUGCCCUCACUACGUUUAGAGAUUUCGGAUUAGGAAAAGAUUUGAUGCAGGAGAAAAUCUUGAUUGAAGUUGAUGAAAUGUUCCGGAAGUUCGAUGAGAAGCUAGAAAAGGAGCAGGAAAUUCCGGGAGUUUUGUACAAUGCCGGAGCCAAUGUGAUUAAUCAACUGGUUUUCGGAUAUCGGUUUGAUGAGAGCAAGCAGAAAGAAUUGAAGAAAUUGAAGGCGUUGAUGGAGUUUCAAGAGACGGCCUUCACCACUUUCAAGGUUCAUGUUCAAUUCUUUGCUCCGGCUAUUGGAAGGUGGUUACCUGGAAAAUCAGUGGAAGAGCUACUCGCCGAAUUCACAGUAGACUUCUAUAAAUUCUUCGAUAAACAAAUUGAAGAACAUCGAUCGAAAAUUGAUUUUGACUCUGAAGAAAGUUUGGAUUACGCUGAAGCUUAUCUCAAGGAACAAUACAAGAAAGAAGCGGAAGGAGACCAUGAACUGUUCAGUAGCAAGCAACUUUCCAAUAUGUGUUUUGAUUUGUGGCUUGCUGGAUUGUCCACAACGCAUACCACUAUGACAUGGAUCAUUGCCUACAUUAUGAAUAAUCCGGAUGUUCAGAAGAAGAUGCAUAAGGAGUUGGAUGAAGUGAUUGGAAGUGAUAGACUUAUCAGUACAAGUGAUAAGAACAAUCUUCCUUAUUUCAACGCAGUCCUCAAUGAAUCUCAAAGAUGCGCGAAUAUAGUCCCACUCAAUCAAAUUCACUGUGUCACAAAGGAUACUGUAAUCAAUGGAAUGACCGUGAAGAAGGGUACUGGCAUCAUCCCACAGAUAAGCACAGUAUUGUUGGAUGAGAAAGCGUUCCCCGAUCCAUACACAUUCAACCCGGACAGGUUUAUCGAUGAGAAUGGAAAACUGAAAAAGGUUGAUGAACUUGUUCCUUUUUCUGUCGGAAAGAGACAAUGCCUUGGUGAAGGACUCGCACGGAUGGAGUUGUUCCUCUUCAUUUCUAACUUUUUAAAUAGAUAUCAGGUAACACCAGCCUCUGCGGGUCCCCCAUGUCUUAAAAAGGAGACAAUGUUCAAUGCAACUCAAAGAAAAAUUAAUGCAAUUUUGACAAAAAGGCAUUGA